Messenger RNA from Colias croceus (clouded yellow), 1630 nucleotides. RefSeq names its product cytochrome P450 6B2-like. Gene Ontology annotation, molecular function: heme binding; iron ion binding; oxidoreductase activity, acting on paired donors, with incorporation or reduction of molecular oxygen. The transcript has 2 exons. Bases 29 to 1561 code for a protein of 510 amino acids. The record is from RefSeq and is a predicted model, not a curated record. Lineage: Eukaryota; Metazoa; Arthropoda; Insecta; Lepidoptera; Pieridae.
UAAGUUACCUAUUAUUAUACGUAACAAUAUGUUUUAUAUAAUUUUACUGUUAUCGAUACUCUUAUUCUUAUCAUAUCUUAUAUUAACGAGAAACUUCAACUACUGGAAAAACAAAGGACUGCCUUUUGUAAGACCGUACCCUAUUGUUGGAAGCAUUAAAGAAGUAUAUUUAUUGAAGAAAAGUCCAUCCCAAAUAGCUGAUUAUUAUUAUAACAAAUACCGAAAUGAGAAAGUCGUUGGAGCCUAUCGAUCAUCUCAACCCAUACUCCUUGUCAAUGAUCCCAAAAUAUUGAAGAGGAUUUUCACCUCGGAUUUCAACUAUUUUUAUGCGCGAGGUAUGAAGAUACACAACGAAGAGCCAAUGCUGAGAAAUCUAUUCUUCGCGGAUGGUGACUUGUGGCGUUCACUUCGAAAACGUUUCACGCUUGCUUUUUCCGGAGCCAAACUGCGUGCAAUGUAUCCAUUAAUAGAACAAGUUGCUGUGCGUCUACAAAAGAGAGCAGUGGAAAUAUCUGCAGGGGAAAGUAUUUUUGAUGCAGACGAGUUAAUGGCUCGAUACACGACCGACGUCAUUGGCAACUGCGGGUUCGGCCUCAACGUGGACUCGUUAAAUGACGACAAUUGUCCUUUCAGGGCACUGAGUAACCGAAUAUUUAAAUACGGUAUUCGUGAAGGUAUUGUUAUGGUGCUAAAAGAUAAUUUGCCGCGAAUUUUCGGACACUUAAAAUAUCUUCCCGGCAUUGAAGAGGAGAUUACAAGCCUGGUGAAAGAAAUCCAGGCAAAACGUAAAUCCAAACCGUCUGGCAGGAAUGACUUUAUGGAUAUCAUGAUAGAGUGGAAAAAAGAAGGCGACCUGACUUUUCAAUCAAUGGAAAAGACUGAUUCUAACGGAGAAGCUGCAACAGUUACUAUAGAAAUAACGGACGAACUUAUGGCUGCUCAGGCGUUUAUAUUCUUGGCCGCUGGGUUCGAUACAUCAUCUUUCACUAUCAGUUGCACCUUGCAUUACCUUGCCCAUCAUCCAGAUUAUCAGAGAAAGGUUCAAUUGCAGAUAGACCAAGUGUUGAUGAAAUAUAACAAUCAAAUUUCUUUCGAAGCUAUAAAAGACAUGACCUUUUUAGAUAAUGCACUCAAAGAGACAUUACGAUUAUUGCCUCCCGCAGCAUUUUUGACGCGUGAGUGUGUUAAGCCAUACACGAUUCCAGAAUUAAAUGUGACUAUAGACAAGGGUGUGAUGAUCAUAAUCCCAGUGCAAGCAUUGCAAAGGGAUCCAAGGUACUUCGACAGGCCAGAUGAGUUCAUACCCGAUCGUUUCUUGUCAAAUGAUGUUAGUUCCCAGGAGGGGUAUACAUACAUACCGUUUGGAGCGGGACCUCGAACGUGUAUUGGUGAGCGUUUUGGCCAAAUUCAAUCGAUAGCUGGUUUGGCAGCAAUUCUGUCCAAAUGUUCAGUGGAACCAGCUCCCAAUUCACGAAGAGAGCCUCUAAUAAGUCCCAUACCAAAUAUCGUACAGAGUCUCGUAGGUGGGCUACCAUUGAGAUUUAAGGGAAGGACAACGUAAAUGAACGACAAUAUAAUUAAAAACUUCAUCUCAACAAGGGCGUUAUAUUAGGAUUCCUGUGAUAUUUUG